Molecule: messenger RNA, 5542 nt
Organism: Austrofundulus limnaeus
Lineage: Eukaryota; Metazoa; Chordata; Actinopteri; Cyprinodontiformes; Rivulidae
Gene: znf687b
Product: zinc finger protein 687b
Exons: 10
Coding region: 150-4409 (1419 amino acids)
Source: RefSeq, a predicted model, not a curated record
CGUGUCUGCGGCAUCUUCCAUACAUUGUUUCAACAGCGUUGCUGCAAUUUGAUUGGUCGUCGCGGACCACGUGACCGGAAGCGCCGCAUUUUCAGCUGAAAACGAGCUAAGGAUAGUCGGGAAUCGCAUAUCCAGGAGUCGAUCCCGUUAUGGGGGACAUGAAGACCCCAGAUUUUGAUGACCUGUUAGCAGCAUUUGAUAUUCCUGACAUAGAUGCCAAAGAGGCCAUCCAGUCUGCCCCAGAUGAAGCAGAAGGACCCCACGGAGCUGCAGGUGCACCUCUGGGGAAGCCGGAAAACGUGGUGGGUGUUGGGUCYUCUCUGAGACCGCCAAGCCCCUUGGACCCCCAGGCGGACACCUCCAUCGUGAGUGUGAUCGUGAAAAACAAAGUUCGCCACGAGACGGUGGACGGAGGAGAGGGAGACACGGACCAGCAUCCUAUCGAUGUGAUCACAGGGGCAGAUGUGGGUCCUCGGCUUGGAGCGUGCGCUCCUGGGAUGGCGGAUUCUGAGGCGCUCAAUCACAACGGUUUUGGAGCAUCUGGUGUCUCCACGCCGCUCCCCCUCAGCCAGGUUCAGUCCAACGGUGCGCCUUGGUCCAUGAACACCCCUAAAGUGUCUGCGGAAGCCGCUGGUGCCAGCACAGCCAAGUCUCACAAGCAGGGUGCCAACAUUUUCAACAGACUUAAGCCGCUUGUGGCGCAGGGCUCUGGAGAUCCAGUGGGUCGGGCCAGAAAGAUGCAGCUUCUGCAGCAGCAGCACCAACAGCAGCAGGAUACGGGUCAAGAAAGGGCAGAUGGGGUCAAAGCAUCAUUACCUACGUGCUCCUCUCUAUCUGCCGGGUCGCCCCCUCUGGCUGCUGCUGCUGGGCCUGUAGGACUGUCUUUGCCUUUUUUUCCACCUUCCAAGCCCUUGCUUCCAGCUCCACCUUCUGCACCCUCAUCACACCCGCUGCACUCCUCUCAGCCUUUUAACGGAGCUCCCAAAAGCAGCGCUGCUGGAUCACAGCACCACCAGGCAGAGGAGGAGGAUUCUGAUGCUGAUCUGGGGAGUCCGCUGUUGAUCCAAGAGAUCCCAGACUCCCCAGCCUGCACUCAGCUGAACCGACGUUACAGGUCCGAUUCCGUCUCAGCCCAGUCCACCUCCUCGGCCCCGUCUCAGCCUAAACCUGGCGACACGCCUUCAGAAUCAUCUCUGACUUCAUCAACCCCUCAGUCUGGCUCCACGGAGAUUCCACAGGUGGAGGAGAGGAACCCUGAACAUGUGAUCGAAGAGAGAGAUUCACCGGAAAGUCCUGAACCAGAGGUGCCAAACUCAACCGCCCAGGUCACCGCUAAGAGAUGCUCCAGCCCCGCCGUGGCCUCCACACCCCCUCCUUCUGAGCUGCGGGAGCCUAAAGAUGAGGAGGAGGAGAUGGAGGUCGGGAACGGGAUCGAUAGGGUGGUUGAUGGCAAAGCUGACAAGGGAGAAAAUACAGAAACAAAUGAGGAAAACAUGGAGGUGGAUGAUGGCAAGUCAAAACCCUUAUCCACCGAGGAAGGAGGCAAAGGCAACGCUGCACCGGUUCCUUCUGGAGCUCCGUCCCGCCCACUUAAAGUCAGAAUAAAAACAAUUAAAACCUCCACGGGUGGAAUCACCAGAACUGUGACGAGAGUGGCGCCAAAAGGAGGGAAAGGCUCGGACCCGAAAGCUCAAAGUGGGGAACAAAAGGCGCUAGCAAACAAAACCCAAAAAUCKGAGGCCUCUCCUGGUCACAUGCCUGCGUCACAGAAAGUAAGUGCUCUCAAUGCGCUGCCUGUGUCGACGCUGGCAGCCAGCAGUGUCAUGCUCGCUGCCGCCACAAAGGUCCAGAACAAAAUGGCUUCGUCGGAGAAGGUGAAGGUUUCCGCCGCUGCUGUCAGCAUCACUAAAUCUGCUGCUCUGCCUGCAACGCCGGCGGUGGCCUCCUCCCCCAAGUUCUCAGUAGCUGCUAGCGGGAUAAACGUCCGCACGGCCGCCAACAAAUCRGCAAACGGAGGCAGCGGCACCCUCCAGUCCAACAAACCCGCCUCGAUCGUCAACAGCACGGGCGCCGUCAUCUCCCGGAGCCAGUCGAGCCUGGUGGAGGCGUUCAACAAGAUCCUGAACAGCAAGAACCUUUUGCCGAGCUACAAGCCUGACCUCUCAGCUCCCCCGCCCCCCGAGUGGGGCCUGCCGCUCCCCGCCACAGGGUACCGCUGCCUCGAGUGCGGCGACGCCUUCGCCCUGGAGCGCAGCCUGGCGCGACACUACGACCGCCGGUCGCUUCGCAUCGAGGUGACCUGCAACCACUGUGCUAAGAGGCUGGCCUUCUUCAACAAGUGCAGCCUGCUGCUGCACGCCAGGGAGCACAAGGAGCGCGGGCUGGUCAUGCAGUGCUCACAUCUGGUCAUGAGGCCGGUCACUGUGGAGCAGAUGAUCGGGCAGCAAGAUAUAACGCCAAUCGGGGGCCUGCUCACCUCUUCGUCCUCUCCUCCAGUCUCCUCUCCUUCCACCACACCUGGGGGUCCCGCCGCCGUGGCCAACUCCAGCCCCAUGAAGGACGCGUCGUGUCCCGCGGCAGCCCAGCCUCGAACCGUCCGCCGCGUGCCUCAGGGCCCCCAGGCGCUCAUGCCUCUGCCCUGCAAAAAGGCCGAGGGGCUGCAGUACAACAACUUUAAAUGUCCAGAGUGCCAAACGCAGUUCUCUGGCAAAACUGAGCUGGUCACUCAUUUCCAGCAGAUCAGAGGAGCUCCUAACUCGACGUGUACUCAGUGCUCGCCUCCCAUGAUGCUCCCCAACUCGUGUGCCGUGUCCGCCCACCAGAGGAUCCACAAACACAAAGCUCCACACGUGUGUCCUGAAUGUGGCGGAAUCGCGCGACAGGCGAGCUUCCAGACUCACCUGGAGGAGGCCUGUCUGCAUUUCGCCAGGCGCAUUGGCUACAGGUGCUCGAGCUGCCAGGUCGUGUUCGGAGGGUUGAACUCCAUCAAGUCCCACAUUCAGACGGCUCACUGCGAGAUCUUCCACAAGUGUCCCAGCUGCCCCAUGGCCUUCAAGUCUUCCCCCAGCGCCCAGAGCCACAUCAGCACCCAGCACCCGACACUAACCGGAGGACAGGCCAAGAUGAUCUACAAGUGCGUGAUGUGUGAUACGGUCUUUACCCAGAAACCCUUGCUGUACAUGCACUUUGACACGCAUUUAGCCAAGCAAAAAGUGCACGUGUUCAAGUGUCCUGACUGCACUAAACUCUACGCCCAGAAGGGUUCCAUGAUGGAGCAUAUUAAGACCGCUCACAGAAGCAUCUCAGCCAAACAGGAGUCUCAGCCCGACGCUUCAAACCCCGCCUCGGCUCCGACCAACUCGUCCACUCCCUCUGGCUCCAAGUCCAAAUCCUCUGGAAAGCCCGACACCUCUGACGGUGAGGACUGGGGGCGGGAACAGGAAGAGGAGGAAAACGACGAAGACGACGGAGGGGACGAGGACUARGAAGCCCCGGGAGGUAACUCUGCCGCCGGGGGUGGCAGUCAUUCAAGCGCUCCGACUGAGUGGACCUGCGCUCAGUGUCAGACCACCUUCACCGACAACGAGGAGUACCAGAGUCACGUACAGAUGGAGCACGGCAAGUUCCCCUGUCGUAUCUGUGGAGGCACCUUCAGCACGUCGUCCAGCCUGCGACGUCACGAACGUGUCAUUCAUGAGGGCAACAAGAGAGUCUUCCACUGCCAGUUUUGCACAGAAGGCAAACGUACGUUUGGCAGUCGGUUCUUGUUGGACAAACACAUCCGGCUUCAUCACAGAACAGAUGGGCAAGGUCCCCCUCUGACCAGGAAGCGUGCAGCUACAGGAGGAGACGGACCCGGCAGCUCCUCAGAGCAAGACGGUGAAGUUGGCCCRCCUGUAGGCAGGGCAGCUGAUGAAGAGGAGAACCCCACGGAAGACGGCAGCGGCCCCGCGAAGAGAACCAGGGCCUCCGUGGCGUCCACGUCGUCGGCACCCGGCGAGUUGGAGGAGGAGGACAACGUGUUCCGCUGCGUCCCCUGCGGUUUCUCCACAGAGGACGGGGCGGAGUUCCAGCAGCACAUCCCGCAGCACCGCGGCGACACCGCCUCCUUCCAGUGCCUGCAGUGCGGCGUCUGCUUCGCCUCGGCCGGCUCCCUCGGCAGGCACCGCUUCAUCACGCACCGGGUGCGGGACGCGCAGGGCGACGCAGAGCGCGGCGGCCCCUGCGCCCCGGGCUCUCCGGACGCCUCCCUCGCCACCUCCCCCCAGGCGCAGGGCGAGGACGGAGACGGGAACCUGAGCUGCAGGGUGUGCGGGCGGCGUUUCGACAAGGCGACGGACCUCAACACGCACUUCAGGACCCACGGCAUGGCCUUCCUCACCGCACACAAGACGGACAAGCCCCAGUAGAGGGGCGGGGUCCAGUCGCCUGAGACUGACGGGGGCGGGGCUGGAGGACAUGAAUGUUGAAGAGCAUUUUUUAAGCAACAAGAAGCAUUUUAGUCCCUGUGGCACCUCUUCAGUGCCAUUGUUACUGCAUGUUUGAUCAGAAACACUUCCAAGUAAAAAAACAAAAAACAUAAAAACAUUUCCAUCAGCCAUACUGUGUUCAACACAUUUACCAUCCUCAGUCUGCACUGACUGUAGCCACAUGCCUGUUUGUAAAACACAGGCCUCACACUACACUCCUCCAUGACAUGUAAUAAUCGCUGCUUGCCUCAAAGUCCAUCCUUUUUUUUUUUUGUUUUGUUUGGAGCAGCUUUAACGCCUCUGAAAGCUGAUAAGAAAAUCGAAGACACGCGAAGCAUGAAAGGGAGUGUUCGGGGAGGGAAAAAAAAUUGACACUGAUUUUAAUGUUGCAAUGGUAUUUAUUUAUAUAUAAAUAUAAAAAAUCACAUUGUUGCUGUUGGUAUGGUGUUAGUGCAGCAGAGACAUGAAAUGAGAAACUCUGAGUUUGUGUCGUGCGGAUAAUUUGUGACAUUAAGCUAGAGGAAAGAGCGGGGCUUCCUGUCAAGUAGUAAACGAGUUUUGAAAUGUAAAUACACAAAAUUACACUAAGAAAGCGUUCCAGUUUUAGUAACUUGCUAUGAUAAUGUGAAUAUGUGUAGUAUUUGUACCUGUACCGUUCCCUUUUUUCUUCCUAAAACUGGUUCAUGGUUAAAAAGAAUUGUAAAAAAUAAUCACCCCCCCUAAGAGUUAUCUACACAUAAUUACAGAUGAGGAGGACAAGGGGGUUGUGUUGUCUUAAUGUGUAUGAAAAACAAAAAUGUUUAUCUCUUUCAGACGGUUCUUUUGUAACUACAGGAUCAGUGCUUGCUGUACUCACUUUUCUUUUAUACGUUCAGGCCUUCAGUCACGAUGGAGGGCCUACGAGUGGAAAACAAAACAAAAAAAAUCUUCUGUUUGUAUCUUUUUAUAUGUCAUAUCAUAUUUAUAUAGCUCAGUAGUGGAAGUUUCACGUCAUUUUCUUUUCCAUGGUUGUGGUCUGCUUGCUGAAAUGCCAUACACUUCUGUGCUGUUUGGAAAUAAAUGUGGAAAAGAUA